Cuscuta epithymum is the source of this 1617-nucleotide messenger RNA. The record is from the annotation of a GenBank genome assembly. Lineage: Eukaryota; Viridiplantae; Streptophyta; Magnoliopsida; Solanales; Convolvulaceae.
GACGUCAAAUAUCAAAAUAGACGAUCAUAAUCAAAAAAUGAUAGUAAAAUAUCAUAGUAUAAGAUGUGAAGGCAAAUCUACUAGUUUAUUGUUUUCUAUUAUAGAAAAAUAAUAGAAAAAUUAUAGGAAAACAAGUUAAAAAAAAAAAAAUAAAGGAGAAUUUUAUGAUUAUAGGUUCUGAUUUCUUUUUGAAGGUACUCAAUUCUGUUGUUGUAGUCGGACUGUAUUAUGGAUUUCUUACCACAUUUUCAAUAAGGUCCUCUUAUUUCUUUUUUGUGCGAACUAUGGUUAUGGAAAAAGAACCAAAUACAAAUAAGAAGGUAGCAGCAACCACUGGUUUUUUUUAUGGGACAGCUCAUAAGAUUCGUAUCCAUCUAUUAUGCGCCCCUUUAUCUAGCUUUGGGUAGACCUCAUACAAUAACUGUCCUUGCUUUACCUUAUCUUUUGAUUCAGCUUUUCUUGAACACUGAAAAAAAAAUUUUUGCUUAUGGAUCUAAUAACCAAAAUUCAAUCCGUGAUCUAGAGAAUAUCUUUGUAUUCCUCAAUCAUCUUAUUUUUCAGUUGCUUAACAUUUGUAUUUUACCAAGUUCAACGUUAGCCCGAUUAGUAAGCAUUUAUCUGUUUCGCUGUAACAAUAAGAUGUUGUUUGUAAUAAGCAGUUUUUUUGCUUGGGGAAUUGGACAAAUUUUAGUCAUCAAUUGCUUGGAAUUUUUAGUAGUCUGGAUACAGAAAAAUUUAGUAAUCUGGAUACAUAAAAAUAAUGUUAUUAGAAAGUACCUAGUCAGAAAUUCUAUCUUUUUUAUUUUACUAAAUUGUAGUUUUGGAAGUAUAGUAUGUAUUCUAAGUAUUCAGUCUUUAGGCAGAACACCCUUACCUAUUCCUACUCAGAAAUUUAGUGAGGUCUCAAAAAUAGAACAAAGGGAAAAGGAAAGGUUGCAAAAGGAGGAAGAAAAAGACGUAGAAAAAAAAAAGAAAUCCACUGAAGAAGAUCCUUCCCUUUUUUCCGAAGAAAAGGGUAUUUUGGAAAAAGAAUUGGACUUGAAAGUAAACGAACCGGACUUGGAAGGAUCUGAUUCUGAAUUGGAAAUCCUUGAAAAAUAUGAAAAUAAAGAACAUAUUGUGGCUCUUCUUUUUGAUUAUAAAAGAUGGACUCGGCCAUUUCGCUACAUAAAAAAUAAUAGACUUGAACAAGCGGUAAGAAACGAAAUGGCACAAUAUUUCUUUGACAUACAUAAAAGUGAUGGAAAAGAUAGAAUAUCUUUUACCCAUCCGAUAAGUUUAUCAACGUUUUUUCAAAUAAUCAAAAAAAAGAUACCCCUUUUAUCAUUAGAAAAAGAUAUUUCUAAUAAAUUGGACAAUUUUUGGGUUUCUAGAAACAAACAAAAAUUAAAUUCUAUAAAAAUUGAUUUGUUAAAUCGAAUUAAAAAUCUUGACAAACCAGUAUCAGUCCCCAAUACUAGAAAUUGAAACAACCAAAACGCGAUUAUGUAUACACAAUGAUGAGACUAGAAAAGAAUACUUACCAGAAGAGUAUGAUCCCUUGUUAAAUGGGCCUUCCCGCGGAAGACUAAAAAAAGAUAUAACGUUGAUAAACGAGACUUCGAUCAAAAAGUUGAG